Molecule: messenger RNA, 3896 nt
Organism: Loxodonta africana (African savanna elephant)
Lineage: Eukaryota; Metazoa; Chordata; Mammalia; Proboscidea; Elephantidae
Gene: RANBP9
Product: RAN binding protein 9
Exons: 14
Coding region: 44-2239 (731 amino acids)
Molecular function (GO): protein binding
Source: RefSeq, a predicted model, not a curated record
AAGGAGAGAAGUGGAGGUGGCCGCAGGUUGAGUCGCGGCCGGGAUGUCCGGGCAGCCGCCGCCGCCGCCGCCGCCGCAGCAUCAGCAACAACAGCAGCAGCUGCCGCCGCCACCCCCGGCAGCCGUGGCCCCCGUCUCCGGAGUCGUCGUGCCGGCGCCCGCGGCCGUCAGCGCCGGCUCUUCUCCUGCCAGCUCGGCCGGCGGAAGCGCGGGCGGCGGCGGCGGCUUGGGGGCCGCGGCGGCCGCCCUGCUCCUCCACCCGCCGCCGCUGCCGCCGCCCCCGGCCACCGCGGCCCCGCCGCCGCCGCCGCCGCCGCCCCCGCCCCCCGCCUCGGCGGCAGCCCCUGCCAGCGCGCCCCCGGCUCCCCCAGGCCUCGCCGUGAGCUCUGGCCCGGCCGGAGGUGGCCCGGCCCCAGCCCUGGUUGCCGGCAGCAGCGCCGCGGCCCCCUUCCCGCACGGGGACUCGGCCCUCAACGAGCAGGAGAAAGAGCUGCAGCGGCGGCUGAAGCGCCUCUACCCGGCUGUGAACGAGCAGGAGACGCCGCUGCCUCGGUCCUGGAGCCCGAAGGACAAGUUUAGCUACAUCGGCCUCUCUCAGAACAACCUGCGGGUGCACUACAAAGGUCAUGGCAAAACUCCAAAAGACGCAGCGUCGGUUCGUGCCACACAUCCAAUACCAGCAGCCUGUGGGAUUUAUUAUUUUGAAGUAAAAAUUGUCAGUAAGGGAAGAGAUGGUUACAUGGGAAUUGGUCUUUCUGCUCAAGGUGUGAACAUGAAUAGACUACCAGGUUGGGAUAAACAUUCAUAUGGUUACCAUGGGGAUGAUGGACAUUCAUUUUGUUCUUCUGGAACGGGACAACCUUAUGGACCAACUUUUACGACUGGUGAUGUCAUUGGUUGUUGUGUUAACCUUAUCAACAAUACCUGCUUCUACACCAAGAAUGGACAUAGUUUAGGUAUUGCUUUCACCGACCUACCGCCAAAUUUGUAUCCCACUGUGGGGCUGCAGACACCAGGUGAAGUAGUUGAUGCGAACUUUGGGCAGCAUCCAUUUGUGUUCGAUAUCGAGGACUACAUGCGUGAGUGGAGAACCAAAAUCCAGGCACAGAUAGACCGAUUUCCUAUUGGAGAUCGAGAAGGGGAAUGGCAGACCAUGAUACAAAAAAUGGUUUCAUCCUAUUUAGUCCACCAUGGGUACUGUGCCACAGCAGAGGCCUUUGCCAGAUCUACAGACCAGACCGUACUAGAAGAAUUAGCUUCCAUUAAGAAUAGACAAAGAAUUCAGAAAUUGGUGUUAGCAGGAAGAAUGGGAGAAGCCAUUGAAACAACACAACAGUUAUACCCAAGUUUACUUGAAAGAAAUCCUAAUCUCCUUUUCACAUUAAAAGUGCGUCAGUUUAUAGAAAUGGUGAAUGGUACAGAUAGUGAAGUACGAUGUUUGGGAGGCCGAAGUCCAAAAUCUCAAGACAGUUAUCCUGUUAGUCCUCGACCUUUUAGUAGUCCAAGUAUGAGCCCCAGCCAUGGAAUGAAUAUUCACAAUUUAGCAUCAGGCAAAGGAAGUACUGCACAUUUUUCUGGUUUCGAAAGCUGUAGUAAUGGUGUAAUAUCAAAUAAAGCACAUCAAUCAUAUUGCCAUAGUAAACACCAGUCGUCCAGUUUGAAUGUACCAGAACUCAACAGUAUAAAUAUGUCGAGAUCACAGCAAGUUAAUAACUUCACCAGUAAUGAUGUAGACAUGGAGACAGAUCACUACUCCAAUGGGGUUGGAGAAACUUCAUCCAACGGUUUCCUAAACGGUAGCUCUAAACAUGACCACGAAAUGGAAGAUUGUGACACCGAAAUGGAAGUUGAUUCAAGUCAGUUAAGACGUCAGUUGUGUGGAGGAAGUCAAGCUGCCAUAGAAAGAAUGAUCCAUUUUGGAAGAGAGCUACAAGCCAUGAGUGAGCAACUAAGGCGAGAAUGUGGCAAGAACACAGCAAAUAAAAAAAUGUUGAAGGAUGCGUUCAGUUUACUAGCUUACUCAGAUCCUUGGAACAGCCCAGUUGGAAAUCAGCUUGACCCAAUUCAGAGAGAACCUGUGUGCUCAGCUCUUAACAGUGCAAUAUUAGAAACCCACAAUCUGCCAAAGCAACCUCCACUUGCCCUAGCCAUGGGACAGGCCACACAAUGUCUAGGACUGAUGGCUCGAUCAGGAAUUGGAUCUUGUGCUUUUGCCACAGUGGAAGACUACCUACAUUAGCUAUGCAUUUAAAGAGCUCAGACUUAUAUUGUGGCAUAUAGUCAACACGGAAGUAGACCAGCUCUGCUGAUUGGAAAUUUAGAUUUUUUAAUUAUGUACUGGGGACAGGUUUUUGUCGCUUUACAUUGCUUCCUAGUUUACAGCAUGAUGCAAAUGAUUUUCUAACUUAGCGUUAGGAGAAAUUAUUUUCCAUCUUUAACCUCUUAGUUGUCUAAGAGUUUAAUAUUACCGGAUUUCAGACAUUCAAAUUGAUCAUCACAGAUCCUUUAAAACAAUUACCUAAAAGAAACCAAAAAGUCCUGCCUUCUUGGGGGGGGGGGGAGGGGUAAGGAAAUGGAACAAGUUGUGUUUGUAUUAGCAUGUGGGUGAUGUAAACUUCAAAUCGGGAGAUGUUCCGACCCCCUACUCCCAUAUAAGCAUUCAAUCAGUGUAACUUGCAAAACGCAUAAACAUUUGACAGUUUGAAUUUAUAGUGUUGAUGGAAAAAAUCAUUUUUAAUGUGUACUGUAAAACUUGAAAUACUCAGGAGCUGAGUGAAUAUGUUUGUUGCUACUUACAAUCCCGACCUGUUAGUCCCAGUAGUUUUGUUUUAACAUGGUCUUUUUCAGCUUUGUUUCCUGUUUAACUACAGACGACUUCUGUUGUAGACUCACAAGUUUAACUGUUGUAUUAUAACAGUAUUACAUGUCAACAGUGUGGUUAUGACCUUUAUUUAUAUAAAAACCAAAUAUUUAGUCAAUUUACCGUGUCUUAAUUUAAUCUUUGUACACCUUCCAUUUUUAAGUGCUUAAAUGAGUACUAUAUUGCAAUAAAAAUGUAGUGAUAUAAUUAACCAGCCAUUAAAAAUUUACUUCUACAGAUACUAGAGUGUUGAGUUUAUAUACUAGGUACUUAUAUGCUUCCUAUAAUUCAUAUAGAACAAUUAAAAUCUAUAGUUUUUUACUAUCAGUCUGAGCUCACAAUCUAAGACUGCCUCCAGUUUACUUGGCCUCCCUGGAUUACAGUCAAACUAAAUACUAUAAAAUAGGAAAUUAAUUUCUUUGUUUGUUUUCACAGUCAUAAUAUGGCAUGUGAAACUUGCCGUCAAGUGAACAAGCUGUUCAACAUGAUAGCGUAUCUUUUGGUGUGGUAACGGAGAUGCUGGUUGGCCAUUUUCUACACUGAAGCUUGAACCUUCUCUAAAAGGAAUAUUUAUCUAUGUUUAGAUUUGGCACUCGUGCACAAUUAUUUCAUGAGGCUACUCAUUAACAUUACAAAGCAAUAUUCUGUGCACAAAUUCUCAUUAAUAGCACUGAGACAUCUGAGAGACUAAGGCAGGCACCUGAGAGCUGCAGCUGGAAGACUCUUCCUGGAGGUCCAUUUCUCCUCUUUCCCACCCACACACACCCUGGUGGAGGCAGACAGAGGUGCUGUUACUGGUGUGGGUAUUGCUUGUAUUUCACUGAAUGGAUAAACACAAGAAAGGAAGAUAAUUCCUUUUAAACUGCUUUUUCUUUCAGGACCCUCAAAGACUACAAAGUGUGAUUGUACUCCAGAGAAUGAAAUGUAGCACAGUCUUUCCCCAGACAGAUUUAUGAUCUCUAUAACAACCCCUUAAAAUGAAUUAGUUUAUUAGUUUCAGAAAAAGUUAAUCUUCUAAAUUAACUAAAGCCUAUAC